Molecule: messenger RNA, 1623 nt
Organism: Candidula unifasciata
Lineage: Eukaryota; Metazoa; Mollusca; Gastropoda; Stylommatophora; Geomitridae
Source: the annotation of a GenBank genome assembly
AUGACCGAGAACGUCUUCAAGUUUCAGCCCAGGACCAACUCCGCCUCGGACAGUGGUAGCGGAGAAGAUGCUGAUGUACAGGAAGCAGACUUCAUGACCCCACUUGUGGUCCAGACUGACUUUGGCUGUACAAGCCCCCAGCCUAAAACCCCCAAAAGCCCAUCUAAAGGUGGCACACUCAAGAAGAGACACAGAGCUCCUCCUGGCUCUGCCAAACCUGAAGAGACCAGAGUACUGCACACUCACGGCAGACGAACUUUGUACACUGCAGGCAGACCUCCGUGGUACAAUCAGGAGGGACAACUGAAAAAUGCAUUCGUUAUAGGUUUGUGUGGAGGAAGUGCCUCUGGGAAGACCACAGUUGCCAGGAAGAUCACUGAAGCUCUCGAUGUGCCCUGGGUCAGCUUGGUCAGCAUGGACUCCUUCUAUAAAGUGCUGAGCCCUGAGCAGCAUGACAAGGCCAUCAUGAACGAGUACAACUUCGACCACCCUGAUGCCUUCGACUUUGACCUGGUCAUUUCCACAAUCAGGCGCCUCAAGGAAGGCAAGAGUGUCAACGUGCCCAUCUACAACUUUGCUACACACGCUCGGGAGAAGACCAUGAAAACAGUCUAUGGGGCAAACGUUGUGAUAUUUGAGGGUAUAAUGGCUUUUACAAAUGCAGAGCUGGUGUCGUUGAUGGAUAUGAAAGUAUUUGUGGAUACAGAUUCGGAUGUACGCCUGGCACGACGACUGAGAAGAGACAUUGCCGAGAGAGGGAGAGAGCUGCAGGGUGUACUCAAGCAGUACAUGAAGUUUGUGAAGCCCUCGUUUGAGCAUUACAUCGAGCCCUCCAUGCGGUGUGCAGACAUCAUCGUCCCCAGGGGAGGGGAGAACGAUGUUGCCAUCAACUUGAUUGUGCUGCACGUACACAACCAGCUUCAGGCUCGAGGGUUCAAACUGCGUUCCAAACAAGCCCAGUCCUCACACAACGGCCAGCCAAUGCCUGGGACCCUGCGGGUGGUGGAGAAGACAUCACAGGUGUGUGGCAUACAUUCCUUCAUCAGAGACAAGGCUACAUCUAGAGAUGAAUUCAUCUUCUACUCCAAGCGUCUCAUGCGACUGCUGUUUGAAUUUGCUCUCUCUAUGCUGCCUUUUAAGAAUGUGACUGUGGACACACCGCAAGGGAUCCCAUAUACUGGCAAACACCUGGCAGUCGACAAGAUUGCUGGUGUGUCCAUCCUGAGAGCAGGAGAGACCAUGGAGCAGGCUUUGUGUGAAGUGUGUAAGGAUGUCAGUGUGGGCAAGAUUCUCAUCCAGACAAACUUACAGACUGGAGAACCUGAGCUCCACUACACUCGGCUGCCCAAGGACAUCAAAGACCACUACAUCUUCCUGCUGGACGCCACAGUGGCCACUGGGGCGGCAGCCAUGAUGGCCAUACGGGUGCUGUUGGACCAUGAUGUGCCAGAGGAGAAGAUAUUUUUGUGCUCACUUCUGAUGGCAGAGUCAGGAGUCCAUACGGUGGCGUACGCUUUCCCCAAGGUGAACAUUGUAACCACAGCUGUAGACAAGGAAGUGGAUGCAGACUUCCAUAUAUUGCCUGGGCUUGGCAACUUUGGAGACCGAUAUUUUGGCACUUGA